CCGCCGCCGCCCACCCCCACCACAGACACAGAGAACACACGCAAGGAGGAGGAGGCAAGGGAAGCCGCCGCCGCCGCCGCCGCCGCCGCCGCCGCCGCCGCCCCCGCCCCGUCCCUCCUCGCCGGCCCGCCGCCACAGGUUUCAAGAUGUCAACCUGCACGUUUGCGACCUCCUGCGUGCUCUUGGGCAAUGCUCGGACAACCGAUGUCCCCCAGAAAGCGCUCAAGAGCCGUGUGAGCUUCCUUGGCCGAGGCGCGCUGCAGCUGCCGAGCCUGAGGUCCUCCUCAAAGAAGAAGCUGGAUGUCUCAGCGGCGGCCACGUACAAGGUGAAGCUGGUGACCCCGGAAGGGGAGGAGCACGAGUUUGAGGCGCCGGACGACGCCUACAUCCUGGACUCGGCGGAGACGGCGGGGGUGGAGCUGCCCUACUCGUGCCGGGCGGGGGCAUGCUCGACCUGCGCGGGCAAGAUCGAGGCGGGCGCGGUGGACCAGUCGGACGGGUCGUUCCUGGACGACGCGCAGCAGGAGGAGGGCUACGUGCUGACGUGCGUCGCCUACCCCAAGUCGGACUGCGUCAUCCACACCCACAAGGAGGGCGACCUGUAUUAGGGGUCUCACCUCUGGCUCCCCCGGUUGUGUUGAGUAGAACCUUGAUGCUCUGUAAAACCAAUCUUGAUGGUUGUUUAUCCCCUGCCUGCCUGCCUGUGUGCUUUGGUCGUUAGUCGGAUUGUUGGGUGAACCCACCCAUGGAGAUGGAGAUGGAGAUGGAGGAGAAUGAGAAAUAAGGGACUAAAAUGCAGUUUCAUGGUUUU
This is a messenger RNA of Aegilops tauschii subsp. strangulata, 811 nucleotides long. RefSeq names its product ferredoxin-3, chloroplastic. Gene Ontology annotation, molecular function: 2 iron, 2 sulfur cluster binding; electron transfer activity. Gene Ontology annotation, biological process: electron transport chain. NCBI's taxonomy places the organism in Eukaryota, Viridiplantae, Streptophyta, Magnoliopsida, Poales, Poaceae. The record is from RefSeq and is a predicted model, not a curated record.